AUGUCAGAGUAUCCACCGAUCGUAGGUGAACGCGGAGAAGAAGAAGUAAAUCCGCUCGGGGUGUACGAAGGUGAAAGAAACGAUAAAGGAGACAGGCAUGGACAGGGUAAAGCUUUGCUCCCCAAUGGCGACAUGUACGUGGGUCAGUACUGCAAAGGAUCGAGGCACGGCAAAGGACUUUACGUGUUCAAAAUCGGUGCUAGAUACGACGGUGAAUGGAGACAAGGUGUGAAAUAUGGUCAAGGAACUUUUUGGUAUCCCGAUGGAACACGAUAUGAGGGGGAGUGGAAGAGAGAUAUGAAACACGGUUUCGGUGUAUAUUAUUACAUAAACAACGACGUUUACGAAGGCUCGUGGAAGAAGAACUUUCGACACGGUAUGGGAUCAUACUUGUACGCUGACACGAACACCAAAUUUAUGGGAACAUGGAUCGUGGAUCGUAUGCAAGGACCUGGACAAUUGAUCCAUCCCCGUCAUCGAUUCCACGGAUUUUGGGAAUUAAAUUUGCCUUAUGGUCGGGGUUGUUUCACUUUCGAGAAUGCUUGCAUGCAACAUGGACACUACGUACACGUUGAAGACGUGGAAUUCGAUGAAACGCAGGAUGAACCCACGGAGGUAAAAAUUGAAAUAACAAAAGAUGCAAAAAGCGAAGUAUUGGAAUUGGAACCGCUUCCUUUGAAAAAAGGCAUUAUUCCAAUAUGGCGCGCGCGUUGUAUCACGCCAUAUAAUCCUGAUCUGUUACCACCAGAACCAGUUCCUUUCCAAGAAGAGGAUUCUCUGGAGUCUCUUGUAGAAAAAUGUUCGGAGGAAUUGAUGGAAAGAGAACAAUACUUAAAGUAUCCUGGAGAGUAUCGUGGAGAAGGCGAGGAGUAUUACGAAAAGGACGAUCAUGUUAGACCGUCCAUCGAAACAAUUUUUGAGACAUGA
Colletes gigas is the source of this 927-nucleotide messenger RNA. RefSeq names its product radial spoke head 1 homolog. NCBI's taxonomy places the organism in Eukaryota, Metazoa, Arthropoda, Insecta, Hymenoptera, Colletidae. Gene Ontology annotation, biological process: spermatid development; axoneme assembly. Gene Ontology annotation, cellular component: nucleus; motile cilium. The record is from RefSeq and is a predicted model, not a curated record. The transcript is spliced from 6 exons. The coding region runs from base 1 to 927 and encodes 308 amino acids.